GGGUUCCCGGAGCACCUCCAAAGUCGCGCCUGACCCGGGGCUGUGAGGUCCGAGGUCUGCUGCGAUUCGGCUGCCGCCGCAGUCCUCCGCGUCCAGCUCCGCCGCGCGCCGGCAUGACGGGCUCGCUGUUCAAGGGAAACUUCUGGAGCACAGAUAUUCUCAGCACUGUUGGCUAUGACAGCAUCAUCCAGCAUCUGAACAAUGGGCGCAAGAACUGCAAAGAGUUUGAAGAGUUUUUAAAAGAGAGGGCAUCAAUCGAAGAGAAAUAUGGCAAAGAUCUACUAAAUCUCUCCAGGAAGAAGCCAUGUGGACAGUCUGAGAUCAAUACCCUGAAGCGAGCCCUUGAGGUCUUCAAGCAGCAAGUAGACAAUGUGGCCCAAUGUCACAUUCAGCUUGCACAGACUCUAAGAGAAGAGGCCAGGAAGAUGGAAGAAUUCAGGGAAAAGCAAAAGCUACAGCGGAAAAAGACAGAAACGGUAAUGGAUGCUGCCCAUAAACAAAGGAACUCACAGUUUAAGAAAACUAUGGAUGCCAAGAAGACCUAUGAGCAGAAGUGCCGAGACAAAGAUGAGGCGGAGCAGGCUGUCCACCGGAGCGCCAAUGUGGUCAACCCAAAGCAACAAGAUAAGCUUUUUGUGAAACUGGCAACUUCAAAGACUGCAGUAGAGGACUCAGACAAAGCAUACAUGCUACAUGUUAACAUGCUGGAGAAGGUCCGGGAAGAAUGGCAGAGUGAACACAUCAAGGCCUGUGAGGUGUUUGAGGCUCAAGAAUGUGAACGAAUAAACUUCUUCCGGAAUGCACUGUGGUUACAUGUGAAUCAGCUGUCACAGCAAUGUGUCACAAAUGAUGAAAUGUAUGAGCAAGUCCGUAAGAGUUUAGAAAUGUGCAGCAUUGAGAAGGACAUCCAGUAUUUCGUGAACCAGCGUAAAACUGGACAGACUCCACCAGCCCCCAUCAUGUAUGAGAAUUUCUACUGUCCCCAGCGGAAUGCAGCCCCACCAGGAAAAGCUACAGGGCCUAAUGUAACAAGGAGAGGACCUCUUCCGAUUCCUAAAAGUGUACCAGAUGACCCUGAUUAUUCAUUGGUUGAUGACUACAGUUUGAUCUAUCAGUAACAUCAAGGGUAAAUGAAAAGAAAGCUUUUCCCAGUUAGUGCUUCUGUGACAAGAAAAGAGGCACCCAGAGCAACAGAAUCUAUAGCCGGAUGUUGUCAAUCACCAAAACUUUGAUGUGAACCUUUGUUGUAAUUUUUUGAUAUAUUAAAUAUAUAGUAGACAUUUAGCUCAACUUAGCCAAGUAGAGUUCUGCAGGAUUUUUUGUUUUGUUUUGUUUUUGCAAAGUUUAUAGACUGCCCCCAACAGAAGAAUUAUUAUUUCUGGACAGUUACUAAAGUCUUCUUUCCAAAGUGGGAAGCAAGGCCAUCUGUAGAUCCUGAGUGUGGGCCAUGGAGCAGGUAGAGCUGGCUGUGGAGGAGUCUGAGCCAUCAGCUGCAGAAUAUGCUCGCAUGACUGUGGAAAACCUGGCCGUGGAGUUUCAACGGUGACUCCCACUCUGAGUGGCGCAAGAUUUACAGUUACAUUCCUUCUUUGACUGGAAGACUUAGAAACAGCCAGUUGGACUUGGUUAUUUUAUAGAUGGAGAAACAAGGCCCAGCAGUGUGAAAUCAAUGUCCUUCCAGUUCUGCCGGCCAAUUAGAGCCAGAACCAGACCUGGAGUGUAGCUCAUCCGACUGCACCACUCUUCAGCCCUUUUUGAGCUGCAGUGCCUAGCUAAAGUUCAAAGAAGGCCUGGCAGGAUGGCUCAAGGAGCAAAGGUGCUUGUGCAAGCCUGACGACCUGCGUGUGAUCACUCAAACUCAGGUCAAGGUGGAAGGAGAGAACCAAUUCCACAGAGUCGUCCAUAGAUGGCCAAGACCAUUUGAAUUUGAGAUGGUAAAGUCAAAAUAAAGAUCCUAGGAUCAAAGAAAUAUGGUAUUUUGUCUAUUCCCCAAGAGAAUUCAGAGUUUUGGAGCCAGUCCCCAAUCCCAGGUCUUAUAGGGAAUCCCUUGUGAGCUCUGGAAUAUGUAAUUUGAGAGGCGUUCUUACUGUUUCACAAUACUUGGCUUUUCCUUUGUCACCCACACACGGCAGGGAGAUUGUGCACUUUUUGUGAGACCGAGAAAUAGUACCUGAGAAAAUAGUGCAUUUUAGUUAUGACAAAUCACAAUAGCACUGUUAUUUGUUUGGUAUGGUGUAAAUAUCUGUGUCACCAUGAAAAGCAAGUGUCUUCUGCACAGUAGCUCUCCCAGGACAAUGGACAAAUUGAUUAAAAGAUUGAAAGCUAGAUGUGUGGUGCUUGCCUAUAGUUCCAGCAUUUUGGAGGUUGAGGCAGGAAGAUCUUGAGUUUAAGAUCAGUCUGGGCACAUAGUAAGACGCCAUCUCAACCUUUUCCCCCAAAUGAAAGAAAGAAAAGAUUGAUGAUUCCUUUCUUUCAGUUUAGGACGCUCCUGAAUGUGGCCAUUUCUUGUCAUGACAGGAAAUAUGUAGCAGUUGAACAUCCUUUUGAGAAACUCAGGUUUGCAGAGGUCCAUUGACUUCCCCAAACUGGACAGGCUCAGAAAACUGUCUUUUGCACUCAGAUUUUUAAGUAUGUUAUUUAUUGUUGGCAAGUCCUCAGAGAUUUAUAUUUUCUAUCGAUUGGUGUAAUUGAUGUAAAUGUGCUUAUUAUUUUAUUGCUCUUUCUGCUUGGUAUGAAGUAAAAUAAAGGUUCUUGAUGAUUUGGAA
Messenger RNA from Nannospalax galili (Upper Galilee mountains blind mole rat), 2765 nucleotides. RefSeq names its product proline-serine-threonine phosphatase interacting protein 2 (gene Pstpip2). Gene Ontology annotation, biological process: actin filament polymerization. The record is from RefSeq and is a predicted model, not a curated record. Gene Ontology annotation, cellular component: plasma membrane; cytoplasm; actin filament. NCBI's taxonomy places the organism in Eukaryota, Metazoa, Chordata, Mammalia, Rodentia, Spalacidae. The transcript is spliced from 15 exons. Gene Ontology annotation, molecular function: actin filament binding. Bases 114 to 1118 code for a protein of 334 amino acids.